AUGAAAACAGAAAUUAAAGCCUUGCAAGACAACCAUACCUGGGAAUUGACAGCCCUACCAGCUGGGAAAACUCCCAUAGGAUGUAAAUGGGUGUAUAAAGUCAAGCUACGGGCAGAUGGUUCCGUCGAACGUUACAAAGCACGUCUCGUAGCAAAAGGAUAUACACAACAACUGGGAAUUGAUUAUAUUGAGACAUUUUCCCCGGUUGCAAGGUUAUCCACCAUCAGGACAUUCUUAGUUGUUGCAUCCUUUCGCAGAUGGAAUAUUCAUCAAUUGGACAUUAAUAAUGCCUUCCUCCAUGGUGAUCUAACGGAGGAGGUUUACAUGAUUCCUCCACCUGGCUUUCAAACUGAAAAUCCUAAUCAGGUGUGUAGAUUACUGCGUUCUCUCUAUGGGCUUAAACAAGCAAGUCGCCAAUGGAAUGCUAAACUGAGUACAGCUCUAAUAGGCAGAGGUUUUACUCAAUCCAAGUCUGAUCCUUCACUGUUUACUACGGGUGUUGAGGCUACUUUUGUUGCAGUUCUUGUCUACGUAGAUGAUAUAUUGGUAGCCAGUCCCAAUUUGCAGCUGAUUCACAAUCUAAAGAACUUUCUUGAUGAUGCUUUCAAAAUCAAGGAUUUGGGACUAUUAGGCUACUUUCUUGGCAUUGAAGCACACUCAGAUGAACAUGGGCUAAAUUUGUGCCAACGCAAGUAUGCUUUAGACAUCCUUAAAGAGGCUGGCUUCCUUGAAUGCAAGGCAAUAACUACACCCAUGGUACCGGGACAGUCCUUACAACAUGGUGAUGGAACUCUGCUCACUGAUGCUGGCAUUUACAGAUGCUUAGUUGUACGCUUACUAUAUCUCACAGCGACAAGGCCAGGCAUUACAUAUGCCGUUCACCAACUUAGCCAAUUCGUGGAUGCACCUACUGACAAACACCUAAGUGCAGCUCACUGGGUUCUACGUUACAUCAAAGCAGCCUCUGGACAAGGCAUUUUCUAUCCUAGAGAUGGUGAUUUGCAGCUCAGUGUAUUCUUAGAUUCAGACUGGGCGUCUUGCCUCGAAACACGGAAAUCUGUCACCGGUUUCUGUAUAUUCCUUGGAGCAGCCAUGAUUUCUUGGAGAUCGAAGAAGCAAGCCACCAUCUCUAGGUCUUCCUCCGAAGCAGAAUAUCGGGCAUUGGCAGCUACUACCUGUGAAGUACAAUGGCUUGUUUUCUUGCUCAAAGAUUUACAUGUUGAAAUGAAGAAGCCGGUUGUCAUAUUUUGUGACAACAAGUCCGCUGUGGCGAUUGUUGAAAAUCAUGUUUUUCACGAGUGGACGAAGCAUAUCUAG
Molecule: messenger RNA, 1317 nt
Organism: Ipomoea nil (Japanese morning glory)
Lineage: Eukaryota; Viridiplantae; Streptophyta; Magnoliopsida; Solanales; Convolvulaceae
Exons: 1
Coding region: 1-1317 (438 amino acids)
Source: RefSeq, a predicted model, not a curated record